UUUUUAGCAAUGACAGUUCAAAACCUUGACUCGAUUCCGAUUAGGAACCGAUUCUGAUUUCUGUCAAUGAUCUAUUGUUGUUUUAAACCUAAAUACAUGAAUUAUUUCUUUGUAAAUAUCUCGCGUUAAAUGUAUAUUUUUUAAAUCUAGUCAAAUACAUGUUUGAUAGGUGUUUACGUGAGUUUUAGCCUAGAGUCUCUGUAACGAGUCGAUUUUUAUGAUUCAGAACCGACUCCGUUUAAUAUAGUGCAUGAAUUCAGAGAGUCGACUCUUUUCGAGCUCCGUUUUAGGAAAUAAUAAUAACAAUAGUAGUACAGGGGCAUCUGUAACAAGCAACAUGAUAAAGCUCCUGAGCUUCUGGUGACUCAGUGGGCGCCAUGCAGAGACGCCACAGUAGUAACACAGAUGGCAUGCCAGCUGAAAGGAACAGGAGUCAAACUCUGGGAUCUGAGAGCAGCCUGGACGAAGGAGGUGUGUUCGACUGUUUAAAGCCUGAGUCUCCGACCUCACCCCAGCAGCUCUUCUCAGGCCUGGUGGGCGUGUCCGCCAGUGCCGUGACCUCCGCCCCUUUCCAGGCUGCCGGACUCGUCCUCGGGUCUCCUCCCGAAGUCUUCAUCCAGAUGACGACCUCGUCGCGCGAUGAUGCCUGUCACCGGGCUGAGAAUGCGGCGUUUCUUCCACGCCCUGCCCAGCACCACCACCAUCACCACCACCAUCACUUCCACCAGUCGGGGCAGCACCGCUCCGCCCUGCUUCAUUCGGCAUCCUCGAGAGACGAGAGACAGGGCAGCAGGGACGACGGAGGUGAGAAGGGGAUCCGCAUUACAGGAGAUGAAGCGUCUGCACCGGCUCCCGCUCUGUCCGAGCUAAAAGCUGUGGUCACGUGGCUGCAGAGGGGAUUUCCUUUCAUCCUCAUUCUCCUUAUUAAAGUCUGUUUCCAGCACAAGCUCGGUAUCGCUGUGUGUAUUGGCAUGGCUAGCACGUUCGCCUUUGCUAAUUCGACCCUAAAGCACCAGGUCUCGCUGCGGGAGGAGAGGUCCAUCUUUGUGGCUCUUUGGAUUCUGGUGUUCCUGGCGGGCAACAUAGUGUAUGUGUAUUACACUUUCAGUGCUGAGGAGCUGCACAACAGUUUGAUAUUUGCAAAGCCAAACAUCAACAGUUACGAUUUCUUCAACCUGAUCUGGGUGGUCGGAAUCACCGACUUUGUGCUCAAGUACUUCACCAUGGCUGUCAAGUGCCUCGUUCUCUUCUUACCCAAAAUCCUUCUGGCUUUCAAAUCCAGAGGAAAGCUCUAUCUGCUUAUCGAGGAGUUUAGUCAGCUCUUUCGCGCUCUGGUGCCCAUCCAGAUGUGGUACAAGUACAUCAUGGGCGAGGAACCAUCCAGCAGCUACUUCCUGGGUGCAGCGUUGAUUAUUAUAUACAGCCUGUGCAAGUCAUUUGACCUGUGUGGAAGAAUAUCAGGGAUUCGAAAAGCCUUCGCCGUGUUCUGUAGCUCGCAGAGUUACGGUAUGAGAGCCAGCACACAGCAGUGCAAUGAGGCGGGAGAUGUGUGUGCAAUCUGCCAAGCUGAGUUUAGAGAGCCAAUCGCUCUGCUCUGUCAGCAUGUGUUCUGUGAAGACUGUCUGUGUCUGUGGUUCGACCGGGAACGGACGUGUCCGCUGUGCCGUGCCGUCGUCGUGGAAACACCGCGCAGCUGGAAGGAUGGCACCACGUCUGCCCAUUUUCAGAUCUACUGACGUUAGACUCCCAUUAAAACACUACAUAGGGGGAGUGAUCACUUCCUAGAUAUUGACCAUUACACCACUACUUACUGUAGAUCUAGGCGAGAUUAAAACAAAUAAGAUGUAUGUUCAAAUUGCAAAGAAAAAUAAAAUUUUAAAAGAGAGAUGCAUAAGAAAUGAAAAAGAUGCAUCAAGCUGCAUAAAGGCUGGAUUUAUAAUCACUUCCUGAUUCCCAGAGAUUCCUGUCCUAACUCGUAGCACAGACUUAACAUCUUUUUCCAUACUGUAGAGGGAACGUUGCUUUGUUCCGCUGCAUCAGCACUUUUUAAGCGUAUAAAACUUGUAACGCCGAUUAUAGAAUUUCAAGAAAGAGAAAGGCUUGUUUAUUUAUGCAGUGUUGCCCCCUACUGUUCCCCACAGCAGCAUACUUUAUUCAUCUUACAGCUUUUAAAAAAUACCUGUUCGAUAAUCCUCUAAUGCAUGAUAAUCUCUGACUGUACUUUUGUUUUUACUUCCUCGAUUAAAAGCCUCUUUUAGUAACAAAGAAGAAAUUUACAAAUCAUUUCCUUUUUUCCCAGUUCAAAAGAAUUUUAUUGGCAGAAAUCACAGAAAAAUCACAAUAUCAAAAUAGCAGGGCUAAAUCACGUAGAGUAAAAACACGAGUAAGGCGAGCUAGGUUUAUAAUCCAGUGUGUAGAAAAGACUGUAGAUUAUGUAA
Molecule: messenger RNA, 2438 nt
Organism: Clarias gariepinus (North African catfish)
Lineage: Eukaryota; Metazoa; Chordata; Actinopteri; Siluriformes; Clariidae
Gene: rnft2
Product: ring finger protein, transmembrane 2
Exons: 11
Coding region: 378-1736 (452 amino acids)
Biological process (GO): positive regulation of ERAD pathway
Molecular function (GO): ubiquitin protein ligase activity
Source: RefSeq, a predicted model, not a curated record